Molecule: messenger RNA, 498 nt
Organism: Lingula anatina
Lineage: Eukaryota; Metazoa; Brachiopoda; Lingulata; Lingulida; Lingulidae
Source: RefSeq, a predicted model, not a curated record
AUGGAUUUUCAGAGAAACUGGACAGAGUAUAAAAAUGGCUUUGGUGAUCAACGUGACCAGUUUUGGAUGGGAAACGAGGCUCUCCACGCGUUAACCAAUCAGGGAAACUAUUCCAUGCAGAUUGACAUGCUGUCUUGUAAUGGAAACUUCUACUAUGCCAGAUGGAACCUAUUUCGGAUUGAAAACGAAACCCAAAAGUAUGCCGUAGAAGCUAUCAGCGUAGAAUCUUUUAACACAUCUUCUAACUCUAACCUUGAUGACGUGCAUGGCAGAAGAUUUGGCACGUACGACGUCCCCAUUGGUGACUGUAGUGAGGAGAGAGGCGGAGGGUGGUGGUUCAACCAUUGUGCCCGGUGGCAUCUCACGGGGUACUAUCCCGACUGCGAUAUGACGGAAAGACGAGAGAAACGAAUGAAAUUCGUUCCCAUCACUAAUACGAACUGUGAUCGGGGGUGUCUACUCCAAGCUGCUACGAUGAAGAUCCGGAGAAAUGUUUAG